Messenger RNA from Serinus canaria (Common canary), 1371 nucleotides. RefSeq names its product alpha-2Db adrenergic receptor-like. The record is from RefSeq and is a predicted model, not a curated record. Bases 229 to 1257 code for a protein of 342 amino acids. The transcript has a single exon. Lineage: Eukaryota; Metazoa; Chordata; Aves; Passeriformes; Fringillidae. Gene Ontology annotation, biological process: adenylate cyclase-activating adrenergic receptor signaling pathway. Gene Ontology annotation, cellular component: membrane. Gene Ontology annotation, molecular function: adrenergic receptor activity.
AGCCUCUUGGUGUUCCCGGCACCGCCGCUGUCCUGCAUGCCCAGCCGGGCAACCACCGGGCCAGGACGACCUCGCCACCAGACCGGGUCAGAGCAGGAGUGGUGGCAGCCGGGAGAAGCCCCCGGGGACUCAGCGAUGCUGGGACUGCGCCCGCAGCCGCUUCGGGACUGGUGAGCAGGGUGGGGGAAAGCCCCAUGGGUCUUCAUCUGCUUGAGGGGCCGGGCCAGCAUGGAGCCAGCCAGCGCCCUUCCCAACACCUCCGGUAACGGCAGUGGCGCUGGCAGUGCCCCACACUCACCCGCAGCCACGGGGCUCAUCUUGCUGGCAGCCCUGUCCGUCCUGCUGGCCACACUGGUGGGCAACGCUCUGGUGGUGGUGGCCAUCUCCACCAGCCGGGCCCUGCAAGCCCCACAGAACCUCUUCCUCGUGUCCCUGGCCUCGGCAGACAUCCUGGUGGCUGUCCUCGUCCUGCCCUUCUCGCUGGCCAACGAGGUGAUGGGCUACUGGUACUUUGGUGGGCUGUGGUGCAGCCUGUACCUGGCGCUGGACGUGCUGCUCUGCACCGCGUCCAUCGGACACCUCUGUGCCAUCAGCCUCGACCGCUACUGGGCCGUCACACGGGCAGCACGGCUCAACCUGCGCCGCAGCCCACGGCGGGUGAAGGCCAUGAUCGGCGCGGUCUGGGCAGCGGCGGCCCUGGUGGCACUGCCACCGCUCCUGCGGCCGCGGCCAGGCGGGUGGGAGUGCCAGCUGAGCCAGGAGACCUGGUACGUGCUGGCCUCCUGCGCCGCCUCCUUCUUCGUGCCCUGCCUCGUCAUGGUUGCCGUGUACUGCCGCAUCUACCGCCUGACUGCCCAGCGGACGGCCGCCCUGCUCGCCGCCCGCUCUCCACGCCCUGCCAGCGGCGAUGGAAAGGUGUCGGGCAUGGGGAUGCUGAGGUGGCGCCGCCGGAGCCAGCACCAGAGUGUGUUGCUGUGCCGCCGGCGGCUGGUGCGGGCGCGGGAGCGGCGCUUCACUGUCGUGCUGGCUGUGGUGAUGGGCGCCUUCAUGCUGUGCUGGUUCCCCUUCUUCUUCACAUACAGCCUGGGGGCUCUCUGUGGGCAGGGCUGCCGUGUCUCCAAGCCCCUCUUCAACUUCUUCUUCUGGAUCGGCUACUGCAACAGCAGCAUCAACCCCCUCAUCUACACCCUCUUCAACCGGGACUUCCGUGCUGCCUUCCGCCGGCUCCUCGCUGUCCCCCACCGGCACCGCUCUUAGGGACCCAUUGGGACACUGGGGAUGUGGCCCUCAGCCCUGCUCAGUGUUCACCUGGCCACACCACGGACCCUGGAUGGCAGUGCCAGUGUGCAGCUCGAGGUGUUUCUGGAACUG